AUGAGCAGAUAUAGUACAACUACAAAGCGAUUUGAAAGAAAAAUGUCAAGUUUAAAUAUCAUAGUACCAAUAAAUCAAAAUACAUCUUCAUCCGAAAUCAACGAAUCAACCGAUAUGGCGACCGUAUCAAAAAACACAUCAUAUAGAUAUAAGAAAAAAAUAAUCAUCAAAACACUUUGCAUAUUAUUAAUUCUAGUUGUGUUAAUUUCAGUAGUAGUUAUUAUUGUAAUAAAAAAGAAUAUUUUCGGCAAAACACUUGUAACAAAAAUUCUGACAACCACAACCACAACCACAACCACAACCACAACCACAACCACAACGUCAACUUCGACCACUACAACAGAAAAUAUGAUUAUCUCCAAUGAUUGUUACUUGAUGACGCUAUCUUAUACGCAUGUCCUUCUCUAUGUUUUCUUGUUUUCUUUUCUCUCCUACAUUUCGUUCUAG
Messenger RNA from Adineta ricciae, 447 nucleotides. The record is from the annotation of a GenBank genome assembly. Lineage: Eukaryota; Metazoa; Rotifera; Eurotatoria; Adinetida; Adinetidae.